UCCACGUCGAAACCAGUUGGGAGAGUAAAAUCAUGAAUUACACAGAGCACCAUAAUUCUGCAAGCCACUGCUGCAAUUUAGCACGUGUAAACCGCAUGGAAUUUGCAUGGACGCUUAAAUCAGACGCUCGUCCUACCACGGCCGCCGAGUGCACUGAACAAGUCAACUCAAAAACAUGUUGCGAGUUUUGAUUGAGCUACUGCCAUAGUUAAAAAUUUUUAAUAAAAAAGUUUAAACAAAUAAACCCAGCCAAUUACGAAAUUUUUACAUCAGAUUCACUUAUGAGAUAACUAAAAAACCAACGUGGCAUAUCUCAGUUUUGGUCAAGAAAAAAUUUUUCAGAUUCAUUAAUUCAAUGUUGCUAUAUAUUAUACUUGAACCUUAAGGUUUUAGUAAACUGUAUUUGUCCUUGUAAAGGGUGUAUGUUCAUAGAAGAAUUACGCCCCACAUUCACCCCAUAGCAUAGCAGAGUCUGUAUCUAUCUCCUUUCUGCAUUAAUAGGAGGCUGUUAUAUACUUUCUAUUAUUGUUCUCACAAUCUAGCCUGAUUUUUUGGGAAUAUUUUAAUUGGAUGUGCUUAUGUUUUUUGUUCAUGACAGUAGGAUGAUGACAUAAACCAUGAUUGCAUUUUUUGGAUAUAAGUAACUUAAGCAGAGCCAAAAUUCCGUCUCUUCUUCAAUCACUCACUCUCAAAAGAGCGAUUGCGAUUAGCAAGGCAUAAAAAAAAGUAAGACGGAAAACAGGGAAGGGGAUAGACAGUUUUUAAUUAAUUUUAAAAUUUUGAUUUUGUCUAUGAUGUCGAGGAUUCCAGGGAGGUUGAAUAGGAUAGCAGUGGCUUUCAACGAAGCAGCGAAGGCUCCCAUGCGGCUCUGCCAGAGCAGCGGCAGCGAGCACUCUCCAGAGGAUUCCACUGAUCUUUCAGAUCUUGUGAAUUCUUUCUUGGAGAGAGAUUGCGAGAUUCAAACUGAUGAAGGAAAGAUUCAUCAAGAGGAGGAGGAGGAGAAGCAAGAUGACUCAGAUGGUUUUUGGUCAGAAUAUGAUACGAAACAGAUGUUGAAGAAUUUGCUAAGCAACGCCCAUGAUGGCAACCAAGAAGAGGAUGUGAAGCAAAAGAUUAGGAAAGAGACAGAACUUGCAUGUCAGUUGAUCAUAGGCGACAGGUUGUCCGAGGGCUUUAAGCGUCAGUUGGUGUCUCAUUUGCGCGACAAGGGUUUUGAUGCUGGUCUGUGCAAAUCCCGGUGGGAAAAAGUAGGUCAGCAUAUAGCUGGGAAUUAUGAAUAUGUAGAUGUGAAUAUCAAUGGAAUUCGCUACAUUGUUGAAGUAAAUCUAAGGGGAGAGUUUGAAAUAGCUCGACCAACAACUUGUUACGCUUCAUUACUGGAGGAUAUUCCACCAAUUUUCGUUGGUAAAACCAAAGAGCUCAAGCGGAUUGUAAAGCUAAUGUGCAAAGCAAUGAGAGAAUCCAUGGAAAGCAGAGACAUGCACGUGCCACCCUGGAGGCGAAGCGGGUACAUGCAAUUGAAGUGGUUUGCUCGUUACGGGCGUACCGUCAAUGAAUUUCCUGUUCCAAAUGCAUCACAGUCUAAUAAUUCUGUACCUGCUCCAGCAAGGAGACCGGUCGGGUUUGAGGCCAUCCCGACUAUAUCUUUCCACUGCAGAGAUAAUUAUGCCAGCAAAGCUGGGUUGAAAGUUGGGUAUUUAGCUGCUGCCUUCAACAGCACUAGCUAGGAACAGUUGUGGUCAUUGCGCGGGAUUGCAUUGUACAUAAAGAGAAGAAGAUGGUUCAAGUUUUUGAAGGCUACCUCUAGCUGUAGCUGGAGAGUGGAAUCGAUUGUUUAUGCUUUUCGUUCUAGUUCAA
This is a messenger RNA of Durio zibethinus, 1857 nucleotides long. RefSeq lists its product as uncharacterized. The record is from RefSeq and is a predicted model, not a curated record. NCBI's taxonomy places the organism in Eukaryota, Viridiplantae, Streptophyta, Magnoliopsida, Malvales, Malvaceae.